UUGGCCAUGAGUUUAUCCGCUACUGACUUGAUACCAAGAUCCAUUACGCCAACUCCACGUGAAGUCGAUCCGGGAUCAAAUGUGUCUGGUGAAUCAAGGUCUGGACCCACAUGUUACGCGAUCGGUCCGAAAUGUCUCGCGAAAGAACGCUUUCAGCUCACAGUACGUUUUCAGACGGUCACCGGUUUGACCUCAUUGAUCCCACUGGAACGUGAGUUGUCCUCAGAGGGACCUCCCGGAUUCUAUCUAUCCUGUGAACUGCUAGGAUCGGCCUGUUCGUCGAAACGGUUCGACAAUUUGGCUCAGCACUCUUUUCGGGCAGAUGAACACACGGUUUACGUGAAAUCAACUGUUAGUAUUCUACGAGCCUACUUCGCCCAAUCCACCCCAUUGACGGUGAAUUUGUGCUAUGGUUCCCGAUCACUGGCUCAUGCCUUGAUCCCAAUUGAUAAACUGAUACGCCCAAACGAUCGUCUACUGAAUGAAUCAGCACUGCUCGAGGGUAAAUAUGAGGUGAGUUGCUGUCAAACUGUUCAUUAUCAUACUCGCACAUCAGCAUAA
This is a messenger RNA of Echinostoma caproni, 561 nucleotides long. Lineage: Eukaryota; Metazoa; Platyhelminthes; Trematoda; Plagiorchiida; Echinostomatidae. The record is from the annotation of a GenBank genome assembly.